UUGGACUUAGCAACUGGACUUCAUCUUGUAUCGCAAAGGWUCAAACUGGUCUAUGUGUGGCUUAUUGGACUACCAGAUUGUCCUAACCUAACCUUCUAUAGGGUAUUCGGGUAUAACAAACUUCGAAUUAAAUUUGUAAUUUGUAGUAGUGCCCUCAUUUUCCACCUGCCAUACAUAAUGAUUUGAAUAACAGAAAACAACUAAGUACAAGUACAUAUGUAUGUAUAUCUCAUUAAUAGUCGGCAUCAUGUUGAACACAUCUCUUACCGCGUAUUAUCACCUUUACCUAUAAUAAACCUAUAUACACAUGCAUAUGUACGUCCCCAUUCAUUAUAUGAUCAUUUAGGCAUAGUUCAUAUUAUAUGUUUAUACAUUGUGAGAAUGAUAUAAGGCACACCUGUUGACAAUGAAUUGAUAAAACUAUCACGCGCUUAAUUGAGAGCUACGCUUACAUCUAGUGGGACAAUCUAUAAAGCUUCACACACACAUGUUAUGAUUAGCCACGAAUUUCAUAAAUAAACAUAUUUCUAGCUAAGCUUCUAAGCUAAGGUUGUUUAUUCUACUUCACUCACAGUAUUUCACAAUCGUACAGCUGCUUACAUGACCAUUUAUCGAUAAAUGUUUGAGUAGACGUCUAUCGAACUGUGGCCGGUAUAAAUGCUGCUGCUAACGCGUGGCAACACUCACUGCUGCUAUCACACAGCUGAAUAGUUGUUAUCAAAAUAUUAUUUGUUUUGWGAAGUCCUAAUUGUAUUAUUGUGCUUUAAGUUCAGCUGUUGAAAUAUCUUCAUUUGAUCUUCAACCACACCGUAUUUGCUUUUUGUUAUCGUCUUUGUUAAUCACUUACGAUUUAUAGGCGUAUACAUAGCUAUUUUWAAACUCAGAAUCCAGUUGGGUUUCAAGUAGUGUGGACGCAUUUGCUCAAAUACAUACAUACACGUUUUGAAAUAAUCAACUUACAUACACUYUACAUUGUAACGAAGAAGUGUUAAUAAUGGCUGAAUUGACGAAUUCAAAAUAUUGCUUUGCAAUUGAUCGCGGUGGCACCUUCACCGACGUAAUUUGCAUAUGUCCAAAUGGAAAAGUGCGUACUUUGAAGUUGUUAUCAGAGGAUCCCAGCCGAUAUAGUGAUGCACCGCGGGAGGGUAUAAGACGCAUACUAAAGGAGCAAACUGGACGUGAUGUAACGGCGGAGGGUCUGGUGGAUACUAGUCAGAUCGGUUGGGUGCGCAUGGGUACAACUGUCGCCACCAAUGCAUUACUAGAGCGGAAAGGUGAUCCUGUGGCGCUUGUGGUGAAUGAGGGCUUCCGCGAUUUGUUGUAUAUUGGUAAUCAAGCGCGUCCAAAAAUAUUCGACCUCAAUAUACGUAAACCGUCCAAUUUAUAUAAAACCGUAGUGGAAAUUAAUUGCCGCAUUGUGCCAGAGCAGGAAAAUCGCUGUCAGUUAGAGCACACUUGGCCGCUGCUUGAAGGCACUUCAGGCGCAAAAUAUUUAGAAAUGCAUCCCGUCAAUGUGGCGACUGUGCGUACAGCACUCCAGCAAGUGCGCGACGAGGGCAUUACGAGCGUGGCGGUGGUGUUGGCUCAUAGCUUUGCGUGCCCCGUACAUGAGCUGCAAGUUGGCGCUAUAGCAGAGGAGCUUGGAUUUACGCACAUCACACUCUCSCAUCAAGCUAUGCCAAUGCGACGCUUAGUAGCGCGCGGUUACACAGCCUGUGCCGAGGCAUAUYUAACACCGCACGUAGAACGUUAUCUCAACAGUUUCAAAUCUGGCUUCGACAAAGAAUUGGCUGGCGUUGAUGUGCUCUUCAUGCAAUCGGAUGGCGGUUUGGUACGCAUGGAGAACUUYCGCGGUGCACGCGCCAUCCUCUCUGGUCCCGCUGGCGGUGUAGUCGGAUACGCAAUGACUGGUGCGCGUGAAACGAACGCGCCACUAAUUGGUUUCGAUAUGGGCGGCACAUCGACCGAUGUCUCACGCUAUGCUGGCACCUAUGAGCAUGUGAUUGAGAGCACAACGGCCGGUGUCACCAUACAAGCGCCACAAUUAGAUAUUAAUACGGUAGCGGCCGGUGGCGGUUCAAUGCUCUUCUUUCGUUCCGGGCUAUUCGUAGUCGGCCCCGAAUCGGCUGGUGCGCAUCCUGGACCAGCGUGUUAUAAAAAAGGUGGUCCACUCACCGUCACAGAUGCGAAUCUGAUAUUGGGUCGUUUAUUGCCGGAAUAUUUUCCGAAAAUUUUCGGUCCCAAAGAAAAUGAAGCGCUCGACUACGCCGUAACCAAAGCGAAAUUCGACGAAAUGCGCACGCUGAUUAAUGAACACCUGAAAAGUGGCGGUGACUCGAAGCCAUUGAGUGUGGAGGAUGUAGCUUUGGGCUUUAUACGCGUCGCCAACGAAGCUAUGUGCCGUCCCAUCAGGGCGCUAACACAAGCGCGUGGCCUAGACACGUCACAACAUGUGUUGGCAUGCUUUGGUGGCGCUGGCGGUCAACACGCCUGCUCCAUUGCGCGUGAGUUGGGCAUAAGCAAGGUGCUUGUGCACAAGUACGCCGGCGUACUUUCUGCCUACGGCAUGGCGUUGGCCGAUGUUGUGCAGGAGACACAAGAACCCUGCGGUCUGGCGUUCUCAGCAGAAAAUGCCGCAUACCUGAAGAUGCGCUUAGACGCAUUGGCCGCACAGUGCGCCAGCAGUUUACAGUCACAAGGUUAUAGCAAAMUCGAAUUGGAGCCAUUCUUACAUUUAAGAUAUGAUGGCACUGAUUGCGCGCUAAUGUGUGCACCAGCCGCCACAACGCGUAAAGAAGACGCAUUGCUUGUUUCUUAUGGUGAUUUCAUUGCCACAUUCCUGCAACGCUAUCGCACUGAGUUCGGUUUCGUGCUGCAAAAUCGUGCAAUUGUUGUCGAUGAUAUACGCGUGCGCGGCUUGGGUAAGAACAAUACGCCACCUGAGUUGGAAAUCAAGCAAGCGGCGGUGGAGACACCAAAGCCAARWGGUUAUACACGUAUUUUCUUUGAGCAAGGCGCACAUGAUUCACCGAUCUACUUAACCGCGAGCUUGUUGGCGGGCAAUAAAAUCAAUGGRCCAGCCAUUUUGAUUGACCAACUGUCCACCAUACUUGUAGAACCCGAUUGUGUGGCAGAAGUGACACAGCACGGCGAUCUGGUGAUAAAUAUUUGCUCCUCUAAUCGCACAGUUGUCGACUGCAAGCUCGACGCCAUACAGCUGAGCAUCUUCAGUCAUCGCUUCAUGAGCAUAGCUGAGCAGAUGGGCAGAGUGCUACAACGCACAUCGAUUUCGACCAACAUCAAGGAGCGUCUCGACUUUUCAUGCGCGCUCUUCGGUCCCGACGGUGGCCUUGUGAGCAAUGCGCCACACAUACCCGUCCACUUGGGCGCCAUGCAGGAGACGGUGCAAUAUCAAUUGCGCGUGCGCGGCGAUAGCUUAAAGAACGGCGACGUUAUAUUGUCCAAUCAUCCACAAGCGGGCGGUUCGCAUCUGCCCGAUUUCACCGUCAUCACGCCGGUAUUCUAUCGCGAGCAACCGAAACCAGUUUUCUUCGUCGCCUCACG
This is a messenger RNA of Bactrocera latifrons, 3564 nucleotides long. Its product is annotated as 5-oxoprolinase. Gene Ontology annotation, cellular component: cytosol. The record is from RefSeq and is a predicted model, not a curated record. Gene Ontology annotation, biological process: glutathione metabolic process. NCBI's taxonomy places the organism in Eukaryota, Metazoa, Arthropoda, Insecta, Diptera, Tephritidae. Gene Ontology annotation, molecular function: 5-oxoprolinase (ATP-hydrolyzing) activity.